UACAGAAGCUGGAGCGGGAAGUAGUCUGCAGGAGCGGGCAUGCAGGGCACCCGUGGAGACACCAUCUCUACUGUUAGCAUGGGUCGGUAAUAAUCGGUAUGUACACUGCCUGAUUGCAGCAGCAUAACAUCUGCGUCUUCAAGGAAUGCCGAGAAAAACAUGGAUCAGCGACUGUAUUUCCGGUCAUCUGGCCCGGCAAAGGAACUGGGGGACGGCAUAGCGGAAGCUGUCGGUAAUCGAGAGUUCUGUCAGAGAAGAUUCCUGGCAGGCAUAACUACCAACCACAACUGGACAGCUGGACCAAAGGUGGCGUACUGUGUCGCUGAGGUGGAGACCAUUUGGAAACAGGUGUCCCAGGUCCCAUAUUGGUGACGUUUAGCGGCAUGAGCAGCUUACUAGAUUCGCGAGGCGCUCGUCAUCAAUCCGUACAUCGAUCGUGAACAUCCGGCAUUCGACAGCAAUAGUACGCGGCUCGGGUCAAGGCUCCAACAUGUGUAUGGAGUGGAUGAGGAGUACAGAGGCGUUCAAGGACGCGCUGGAGUAGUUUCCAGGCGAAGGAGGAUGUGAUGUUCCUGGCAAUCAACUCGUGUACUCUUACUGUGCCAAUGUGCUCUGUUGAGGCCCUCUCGCGCGGUACUAUUUUGCGGGCGGGUAAAUAGGCAGCGCACGCAGCGAAGCGAUAGCCCGGACUGCCGCGGCACAUGUGCUGCAUGAAGGUUACAUCACUGUGAUGGAGUGAGAGGCUUCGUUGCAACGGUGAUGAAUGAGCCG
This is a messenger RNA of Pseudocercospora fijiensis CIRAD86, 771 nucleotides long. RefSeq lists its product as uncharacterized. The record is from RefSeq and is a predicted model, not a curated record. The transcript is spliced from 2 exons. NCBI's taxonomy places the organism in Eukaryota, Fungi, Ascomycota, Dothideomycetes, Mycosphaerellales, Mycosphaerellaceae. The coding region runs from base 160 to 372 and encodes 70 amino acids.